UUAAUCUUAGACUAGCACAAUCAAAAUUAUCUUUAAAAGUUCUUUUUUUAUUCUUGAUUUUGGUUCAAGUAUUACCCCUAAAACCCCCUUAACCUAGUUUACCAAUAAACCAUAAAUUGUUGCACUAUCCUAAACCUUUGUGAAUUUAGCAAUUUUCUUUCAGAUUCCAAAACUUAGAAACUUUCUCUAGAUUACCCUUCUGUUAGUGAGACAUUGUUAUAGUGCAUAAUCUUUGCAGAACUCUUCCAAAGAUCUCUAGAUAAAUUCUUUCUCCUUAGGCAAAAUAUUAAAAAUUCCUAAAUAAUUCUUUUGGGCCGAAAUACUUUUCUCUCCGUUCCGGCCCUUCUCUCUGUCUUGGCCCAAAUCAGCCCACAGUCAAACCGCGUCGUCUUCCUCCUCCCCUGGGCGCCGCUGGAUUGGGCGCCAACGCCCACAGCCGACGCCGUGCCGUGUCCAUCUACCGCCGCCCACAACUCUCUGCUGCCGCCGUCGUCUUGCCUUAGACGCUAAGAAAUCGCCGCCCAAGGUCAGCGCCACCUCAGCUGCCGAGCCGAACCGCCUGCGCCGGCCAAUCGGCAGACAGAACCGGCGCCGUGUUCUUCUCCACGCCGCCAUCAUCGAGUCUUUCUCGUCUUCCUCCUCCGAACCGACCUUGGAGACCGACCAUCGCCGCCUAUAAAUAGCCGGCGAGAUCGUCCUUCCCUCCCCACAUCAGAGCUUGAAGCUCUCUUUUCUCUCUCUUCUUGCCAUGUCCGGCCAUGGCUGCCACCACUCGAUCUCCCUUAUCGGAGCAUUGCCGGCCAAGCCCUCGCGCUAAUACCUUUGCCUCGACGAGGCAAAUCCAUAUCCUAACUUUCCCCUUCCUUUCCCCCUCCGAGAUUAGCCACCACCGCCACCUCCCAUACCGGCCGGAGCUAAGCCCUAGCCAUCGCCGUUCCGGUCUCCUCCCUCUCCCUCUCCGCCAGCCACCGCCCUCCCAAGGUGCGUGUUUCUCGGGAACACCACCCGCCGCCGACGUCGCCGCCUUCCACCCGCCGGAGAGCCGGCGCCCCUCCUCUCCUUCUCCUCUGUUGCUCGGCUGGAAAGAGAAGAAAAGAAGAGAGAAAGAAGAAGAUGAGAGAAGGAGAGAGAAAAAGAAAAGAAAACGAAAGGAAGAUUGACAGAACCAACUGCAAGAACGGUCGCCUCAAAAGUGUUUCGCGAGGGCGUAUAUUGGCCUACGGUGCUGAAAGUCUGUGUUGAGCAGGCCAAAAAGUGCGAAGGCUGUCAGUGGCAUAGCCGAAGCCAAGCAACACCAAACUAUGAGCUGCAACCUAUCGCACUAGUCUGGCCUUUCGCCAGAUGGGUACUAGACAUCAUCGGCCCUUCCCGGUAGCGCGAAACGGGUACAAGUUUGCAAUAGUAGCGAUUGAAUUCUUCUCCCACUGGAUCGAGGCCAAACCGCUUGGUGCGAUCACUUCGGCAGCAGUGCAGAAGUUUGUAUGGAAGAACAUUGUUUGUCGUUUUGGAGUGCUGAAAGAAUUCAUCACUGACAAUGGCAAGCAUCCGACUUUGACAAAUUCAGAGAAAUGUGUGAGGGGCUAAACCUGGAAAUCAGGUUCGCUUCGGUCGCGCACCCACAGUCGAAUGGGGCAGCCGAACGUGCAAAUGGCAAGAUCCUAGAGGCGCUAAAGAAAAGGCUCGAGGAGGCGGUGAAGGGUAAGUGGCUAGACGAAAUACUAUCUGUUCUUUGGGCCCUUCGGACGACCCCCACAAGUCCAACCAAGUUCAGCCCGUUCAUGCUUCUCUAUGGUGACGAAGCAAUGACCCCAACAGAGCUAGGGGCUAAUUCACCAAGAGUGAUGUUUUCUGAAGACGAAGAUGGGCGCAAGGUGUCACUCGAACUCCUGGAAGGGGUAAGAGUCGAGGCACUAGAACACAUGCGCAAGUACGCUACAAGCACCUCGGCAACUUACAACAAGAAAGUUCGGCCGAUGGAACUAUUGCCUGGCCAUCUCGUCCUAAGGAAGAAGGCGAACCCAGUGGCGGUCAGAAAGCUCUAAUCGAAGUGGGAGGGGCCAUACCUCAUCAAACACAGGUCCAGGAUGAGCUCUUUUCGCUUGGCAACACUGGAAGGCAAAGAGUUCGACUACUCCUGGAACGCUGCUUCUCUUAAGCGUUUCUAUGUCUAGAAAAGGUGGCACCCUAUUUGCCAACUUGUAAAAAUGUACAUUUGUAUAGGCCAUUCGGCAUUUCUCGUUUUGUAAGCCCUUCAGCACAAAAAUGCAAAAAAAGAGAGGAAAAUUAAAAAAGAAAAAAAAAACUGGAUGUAGGGCUAUUAUCCAUCCCGGAGGCCCGAACCAAUAUAAAAUAUUUGUGCCUUUCGCCUUUUUACUUGUGUGAAUGAUAAUUCAUGGAAAAACCCCAAGGCAAACGCCUGAUCAGCGAAAACGCCAGGGGGGCAAAACGAAUCGGCCGAGGCAUCGCUCGCCGAACGUUGAAACCGCGACAGCUUGUUUCGGGAAAUAAAUAACCGAACACCGUUAUACUCGACUUGUGAGAAAACACAAGCACUUCUUCCAGCGCGGUACAACAUAGAUCGAAAGCAAAAGUCGAAAAGCUGAAAAGUCAACAGACCUAUUUCGCUAAUAUACACAAAGGGGCUGACAUGUUCCGACCUAACGAAAGCACGAAAAGUGAUAAUGCGAAUAAUAGCGAAAAGGAAAUAAAAAAAAUCUUUAUUAACACCAAACGAUAAGGAUACAUGCCAUACAACAUGGUACAGGCGAAAGAGAGUAACGGGCUUCAUAGCCUAGGUUACAAAAAAAUCACAUCUUCGCCCCCAAAACAACCACCACUCCCCGAGGAACGACUCGGCGAACUUGGUUCGUCGUCGCUACUAAUGUCAUACACUACCCUAAGGGGAGAAGGGGGCGAAACGCAAACUAUACUAUAACGGCGCUGGGCGAUCGCUUCCUGACGAUCGGUCCUCUGAUGGUUUCAUCAAAAGCGAACCAUAUCCUCUAGACGUUCCACAUGGACACGGUCGUAGUCGUCCAAGGUUCGCCCAGGGUGCGCUCGCAUCCAGCCGGCAACCUUCAAAACCUUAUAACUUUUACUGUUUAUUAUCAUUUCGCUGUACACAGGCCGAAACGGACAAUGGACCUUCGGCAAACACUUCACCGCCACGAAUUUCUCAUUCUUACUUCACCAAUUCCCAAAGGGGGGCCGAACACACAGUUUCCGGCGAAGACCCUGCUAAGGCAGUAUAGAAAGGGCAGAUGGAAAAACGCAAAGUUAAGACUAGGCGAAACACAUAGGAUAGGCAAAAAGUGUAAACCCUCUUUAGUAUGCGAAACGAUGCAAACAUACGUACCAAGGACAUCAAACAUAAUAAUUGACUAAACUUGGGUCAUCUGUUUCAUAUAUUAGAAAGACCGUUUUCGGCUACAAUACGAAAGGGGAAGGGCCAUUGGCCAAAUUUACACCGUUCGCCCACCACAGCAAACGCCAAAAGAAAACUACAAAAUCUAAAGAGCGGACGGAGGGCCUCACACCUCUGGGUGAUCUUGGGCAUCUCCUCCACCAUCUUCGGCCACUGCCUCUUCUCCCUGAUCCGCCGCCUCUGCCUUCGCCAAUUGUUCAAGCAGACGCGCAUUGGCAGUGGAUCGGCCGUCCUUUUGCCAGAACUGCUUGCGCUAGGCACGAAGCGCGGGCAAAACAUCUUGACAGCUGACCUCCCAAUCCUCCUUCGCAAAAUUCGGGAAUUCGGCGACGUGUUCGCACCCGAACUGCUGCAAUAGGCCCAUGGUGAAGGCCGCCGACACACGCGCACAGCAAUUGCCGUACGCGGUGGCGCAAUCCGAGACCGCCCCGCCGGCCUGUUGAUUUCACUCCGAGAAGUCAAAAGCAGAGGCAUCUUCGCCAGGGACUCCUCGUACCCUCGCCCCCAUAUCAGUGAGGGCAAGGCGAAGCGUACGGCACGCGGUUUUGGCAGACACGGUGGCUUUCGCCAUCUCUUGCGCGAACCGUUCCGCCUCUUUUUCAGCGCUCACCUCCGCCUUUAGGGCCUUCUGGCGAAGAGCCUCCAUCUUCGGCUCAGUAAGGUUAUAGUACUCAGCCAAGGCGGCGGAUUGAUCCUUUUCCUUUUGGAGCUCAGCCUUGAGUCGUUCGAUCUCGGCGUUCGCCUCGCUCCCCUUCUCCAGCUCGGCUUGGAGCCGCUUAUUUUCAGCCUUCGUUUCUUUGAGGGUGUUAGCGAGGCCCUCCAUCUCCAAGCUCUUGCGGCCCAGUUCGUCAUCCUUUCCUCGAAGACGGUUCUUCAAUCCAUCAAGACGAGCCCGCAUGGUUCGCUCUAUCGAACAAUGGGCCGCAAGAAUCUGGUUCAAAAAAUAGAGGGGGCGAACAGGGCGAGCGUCAGAUAUAAGAUUGUCAAAAAAAACGACGAGGGAAAGGGAAGUAAAACGAACAAUAAACCCGGACUGCCAAGCUUUUGAUGGCAGAACACCCUUCGUCGAACUCGUUCAGUUCGGCGAACAAGCUCGGGCUACCAGCCGGUGAGACAAGAUUACUUACCCCCUCGACGAAGGGGAUAAGCUCCGCCCGAGUUUCAAAAUCACUGGGGGCGAAGUGGGGCGCCGCAAGAGAAUACUCUGAGGCUGAUGUUUUGAGUGGUGUAGCCAUGAGUCUCGGUGCGGUUGUCGACCACCUCGUCCGCAGCCUUUUCAGCCGCAACUUCCGCCUCCCCUUCGUCCUCCCCUUCCUCUUCGCCGUCAUGGUCCUCGAUGUUAUCUUCAUCAUCGGCAUCAAAGUCGGAGGAGGUGGGGGCCCUUCGCUUCCGAGGGGCCAGCUUCACCUGCCCACGCAUACGCUUCCUGGACAUCCCCUCAUUGCCAUCGGCCUUGAAGGGUUUCGCCCGGGGUGGACGAUCGCCAUCAUACACCCGAUUCGCCCGGCCAGCCGCCUGCCGCGUGAGUAGUUGGCUGUACUCAGUGACCGACACAUCGUCGAUCAUCCUACGGGCUUCAGUAUCGGCCUGAGCAAGAGUCAGCACUGCGAAAACAAACGUGUCAUAACAUCAAGCGUCGAACAAAAAAAAGGAGGGGUGAAACACAAGUGCAUUUAGGAAAGUAGAGACACUGUUCGCCCCCUCAGGCAUAACAAGCUUUGGCAAGCCGUCGACCUCCUCGUCCUGGUUCAUCUCGACCUGCCACGACUGGGAGAGAGGGAAAAUCCGAAGCAUGCAGAAUUCCUCCACUAGGUCGCGACAGCUAAGGCGAGAGCAGACCUUGCGAAGAAGGGCAAACCGGGCUUCCAUGGCGCCAUCGACAGCGACCUUGGGUUUCCUGCUUGGCGCAAUCGCCCUGCGCCGCCAUCGGAGGGCCUUCGCCGCGUCGGAUCCAGCCUCGAAGGGGAUGGAGUGGUAGAACCACUUUGACAUCCACUGGCAAUCCCACUUCGACAUAGCGGCGUUCACCGGCCAAAGAUCGGAGCACUCGGGGCGAACAUUAAAGUUCACACUCCUGAACGCUAUUUUCUUCGUCCCAGCCGGAGUGACCACUGUCUUCGAAUUCACGGUGGCGUAAAAAAUGGCGCCGAAAAGCUCGGUGCUUGGUUCGAACCUAGAGGUCCGGCACGCCCAGUCGAAGAUGGCGAUUCUGACAAGAGCCGAUAGGCUCAGUUGGGGAAGCUCCACCUGGAAAAGGCGAAGAAUCUCCGGCAACAACUCGUUGCAUGGAAACCGAAGGCCGGCCUCAAAAAACACGGCGAACACCACCGUCCGGUUGUCGCCAGGUUUCGGCACAAUGGCCUUUCCUGGAGCAAAGGCCUGCUUUUCCAACAGCACGUUGGAGGCCACCAGCUUCGCCAACUCUUCUUCGUCCAUAAGCGAAGCGCCCAGAUAGGUGGUGGUGUCGUCGUAUAUCCUACCGGGAUAGGGACCUGUAACAGAGGCUGGGUUUAGCUUACGAGGGGCCAUGGCGAAGGGUGAGGGCUGCGUCUAAAAGGGAAACGGUCGAAAGGUGUAACGACCUAAAGAUCGUUCUGAGGGGAGAGAAAAGAGAAAGAACGCGUGGUGAAAAUGACAAGGGGACGGCGGUGAAAAAGAGGGGGGAGGGGAAUAUAUAACCCGCCCAGGCGUCGGUUCGCCUCCCAAACCAAUCAUGGGCCGCCACAUGUCAAAAGGGUGGGCGAAACGGUAAAUUCCCAUUGGCCGCGCCGCACAGUAGUGAGCCCACGAAGGCAAGCCCAUCACUGUUCAUUCUGGCCCAGUGAAAGAAUAAGCACGACUUCGCUGCUUACAAAAGACGAAAGCUACAAAACUUUACUAAUAAAAAUACAUUUACACGCAACACGCAUUCUUUGCAGGACUACAAUACAGGUUUCGGCUGGAGCAUCGGUCGAAAGGGGGCACCUCAUACCAUACAACAUGGUUUGCACGGUCUCGGCCGAAGCUCCUAUCUCACCCUUGCCUGUGAGGGGCUUGUUGGUGGUAUGUCAUGAGACCCUCCGACCAGACCUGCCAAAACCAAGUAACCAGCAAGACUUCAAGCCCAAGGCGGCAAGCUCAUCGGGGCGAAGCCCACAUGGCGAAGACUAUGGAGCAAAGACAGCGAAGGGCGAAGAAUCGCGUUGGUAUCCCGCAGGUCAGAAGGCAUCUCGGGCAAAGACCAGGUGGCGAAGGGGUGCAUGCCGUAGGGUAACUUCACCAUGACAAGUCGAGCUUCGGGGAGGCCCAAGGGGAUAUCCCGGUCGCUCUAAGCCCAUUGGCCAUUGGGCCAGCGUUCGCCAAUCGGCCCAGUGGAGGCCCAUGUAUCUCAAUUACGCGGUGUGCCCAUGUAAAUGUCCCUUUAAUGAGGGCAACCAUGUAAAUUCCCCUGUAAAACCUAAACCCUAAUAGGGGGACCUGUAAUAGGACUAUAAAUAGGCCCCUAGGGGCAUGUAAUAGGGGAUCCCAAGAAAAAAUCUCGAAUAUACACACUCAUCGUUCCCAACAA
Oryza sativa Japonica Group (Japanese rice) is the source of this 6971-nucleotide messenger RNA. RefSeq lists its product as uncharacterized. Gene Ontology annotation, molecular function: nucleic acid binding. The record is from RefSeq and is a predicted model, not a curated record. Lineage: Eukaryota; Viridiplantae; Streptophyta; Magnoliopsida; Poales; Poaceae. Gene Ontology annotation, biological process: DNA integration.